Molecule: messenger RNA, 3433 nt
Organism: Pungitius pungitius (ninespine stickleback)
Lineage: Eukaryota; Metazoa; Chordata; Actinopteri; Perciformes; Gasterosteidae
Product: cyclin-dependent kinase-like 2
Exons: 11
Coding region: 112-3291 (1059 amino acids)
Biological process (GO): intracellular signal transduction; protein phosphorylation
Cellular component (GO): cytoplasm; nucleus
Molecular function (GO): protein serine/threonine kinase activity; ATP binding
Source: RefSeq, a predicted model, not a curated record
AAACGUUCCUCCAGUGUUGAUGACGGAAGUUCACCGCGGCGAUUCAACCGACAACGGGAACCCACGUGCACGUUCAAUGGAGUGCAUUUUGAAUACGCCGCAGUGCGUUUAAUGGAGCGCUACGAGUCCCUCGGGCUGGUCGGGGAGGGAAGCUACGGCACCGUGCUCAAGUGCCGCCACCGGGACUCCGGACGCCUCGUCGCCGUCAAGAAGUUCAUGGACUCGGACGACGACACCACGGUGAAGAAGAUCGCCCUGAGGGAGAUCAAGCUGCUGAGGCAACUGCGCCACGAUAACCUGGUGAACCUUCUGGAGGUGUGGAAGCGCCGCCGCCGCUGGUACCUGGUAUUCGAGUUCGUGGAGCGAACCCUUCUGGAUGAUCUGGAGCAGAACCAGGGUGGCCUGGACCUGAACACCGGCCGGCGGUACCUCUACCAGAUCCUCAGGGCGGUGGCCUUCUGCCACCAGCAGAACAUCAUCCACCGUGACAUCAAACCGGAGAACAUACUCAUCUCCCAAAGGGGCGUGGUUAAGGUGUGCGACUUCGGCUUCGCCCGGACUGUGGCGGCGGCGUCCGACGGAGGCGUCUACACCGACUACGUGGCCACUCGCUGGUACAGGGCGCCUGAACUCCUGGUGGGAGACUCCAAGUAUGGCAAGCCGGUAGACGUGUGGGCUGUUGGUUGUCUGUUAUUGGAGAUGUUAACGGGUCAGCCUCUGUUUCCCGGAGACUCUGACCUCGACCAGAUCUACCACAUCGUCAGGUGCUUUGGAAACCUUACAGCUCAUCACCAGGAGUUAUUCCACCGGAAUCCCAUCUUUUCUGGAGUCGGACUGCCUGAACAUUCUGUCAGAGUCCGACUGGAGCAACGAUUCCCUUCAAUCGCACCCGCCGCCCUGGACCUGGGUCAGAGUUGUCUCCAGAUGGAUCCGGAGAGACGAGCUCAAUGUUCAGAACUGCAAGAACAUCCUCUGUUCACAAAAGACUCUUUCCACAUCAGAUUUUUGGACGAGCUGAACGCGAGGAUCCAAAAAGACAACAGACAAAGCUCUACUUUCCCCAAAAUAACCCGAACUCCAAGAUGGAGCGAAGGGGAUCACAAGAAUCGAGGAAGCAAAGACAAAAAGCAACCUGUCGGUGUGGAUCAAAAAGUCAACAAGGAAACAAAAGGAAAGCAACCUUUGAAGCUUUCUAAAACCGUUCGUAACGCUUCGGAACCUUUGAUGCCCACCAAAAAAGACAAAACAGGAGGCCUGAAGACAACCAGUAAUGCAGCAGAGACGACUGUGGCUAUGAAAGGUAAAACUGGAAAGGCCACCCGUGCAGAGCUGAGAAAGCAUUUAGAGAUUUCUAAGUUAACUAAAACCCUUACUUCUGAUUCAUUGGAGGUUGAUGAGACUGCAAACCAUUUGAAAGAAAAUGACACAGUGGCAGCUGAAGCUAAACAUGGCGCAGUCGCUGCACCUGACCCAGGGCCAAACCAUGUGAAAACUGUGGAUGCAAAAGACAGAGACUCCAGUGGUUUGCAUUCUAGUUACUCAGACUACGUUGUGUCAAGAGUGAUUGAGAGACAUGUGACGGGGAUCAGGAGAUCUUCAAAAUCCGAGCCAAUUCAAGACUCUGGGAAGAGCCAGAGCAACUCAAACUCAAAAGUGCCCAAAUUGUCUAAAAGCUCUACCACUGAUCCUCCAAAACCUUCUCUGAAAUCAACUUCUGAUCGUAAAGACACCCACUUAACAGAGAAAGUGGAUAAAAUGUUAUUAAGCAACGACCUCAUUGAGGUUGUUACCCCAACUAUCCCUUCUGUCAGCAAGUCAUUCCAAACAACUAUGCCUUCAGAGCACCGUUUAAACAUGGAGGGGGGACAAAGAGGGACAGCUGAAUCUCCGAAGGUCUUGCCUUCAAACCCCAGACCACAAAAGUCUACCUCAAACUUUGGCCCCAAAAUGACCCAAAACCCCAAAUCCUUGUCCCACAGCCCUUCAGGAUCUCUUACCCCAAUUUCUUCUAGACAGUCCUUAUCAGUUUGCACAGAGGCUAAUCCUGCCCACAGCAGUGUAACACCACCUAAAGGAACAUCAACUUCAUCUUCAAACAGUGCACCCAACAAACCUUUGAGAGGCCUUCUGACAGACAGGGAUCCUACAGAAGGGUCUGUCGCAACCAAAUCUCAGCAGGAUAGUAUUCACACUUUCAUCAAGGACCUGAAGGAAGCUCAAGGAUGCUUGAAGAUGGGCCUGUCGACCAAAACAUCUGCAAACCACACUGAGAUAUCUAAUGUGUCAGGUGGAGAUUACAAAGGGAGUCUUGAGUUCCUGGAGCCUUCCAAGAUCCAUGAGGAUUUUAGUGCUUCUAAAUCCAAGAUCACCUCAACCUCCAUGGCUAAUGAAGUCUCUAAAACCAACUCCUCCAUGGGGACCACUAUUCUGAAGACAUUGAACGUCUCGGACAAAGAGAACAGGGAGGAUUUAGCGGUAAUGAAGCCUUUAGUAAAUCAAACCUCAAAGUUUUCUAGAAACUCAAAUAUUGAGCAAAAGAGCCACAGCAGGAAAGCUGAUCCUGACAUAAAACCCACGAAACCCCCUCACUUCAAAUCUUUGAUCAAAGGCCCUAAAAAGUCAACAAAGUACAAAGCAGCAAUGACCCUAAAAAAAACUACAUUUCCCACAAAAGCAUUAAAGAAAAGAGACAACCCAGAAAGGGACGACAGAACAAACAUACCCACAAUCGCUGAGUCCACUUCAUUCCUCUCCACACCGACCCCAGACGCCAGAGCGCCAGGAAGAAGCUCGCUCUUUCCCAACAAUGCGGACGUCCACGUGAUUGAUUUUGGCGCACAUCCUUCCUCUCCACCACCUCUUCCUCCUCCAUCCUUCACUCGUCCCCUUUUCCCUCCUUCUUCCGCACCCCUCAUACCCUCCUUCUGUGUCAACAGCGAUGAUCUUGUACUCCACUCGGGGACCCACAACUUUUGGCACACGGGGGGCGUUUAUGGCCGUCUGUCGAGCUACGGAACAGGACCUCUGUCUGCACAGGCGCCGGAGAACAGUGCGACCUACGAGCGCCCCUUUCGGCCCGAUAGCUGUAACCGUGGUAACAGCAGAGGCAAUUCAGGAAGCAAGAAGAAGUUGGACAUCCAUUUCCCAGACGUGAGGAGCUCAGUGCUGCCUGAGGUCAGAGGGAGAGAAGGCAAACACAGCAGAAGAACCUCCAAGGAGCAGAGGAAAGAAAAAACACCGGUUCCUCCGUCACAACCCGAGCAGCAGAGACACAACAGUACUGACCCGUAAUACCGUGACAAAAGUCCCUUUAAUAAAACACAACCUCAACAUUUCUAUGAAUGUGCGCCCUGGUAGACUUUAGGUCGAGGUCACGACGCUCUGCCACCUUACAGGUCAUUUGUCAAGCGCUAAAGCAAAUAAUGACGAGAAU